Messenger RNA from Daucus carota subsp. sativus, 1684 nucleotides. RefSeq lists its product as uncharacterized. Gene Ontology annotation, biological process: spliceosomal snRNP assembly. Gene Ontology annotation, molecular function: protein binding; RNA binding. The record is from RefSeq and is a predicted model, not a curated record. Lineage: Eukaryota; Viridiplantae; Streptophyta; Magnoliopsida; Apiales; Apiaceae. The coding region runs from base 354 to 1460 and encodes 368 amino acids. The transcript has 7 exons. Gene Ontology annotation, cellular component: SMN complex.
CACACUACCCUGAGUCCUUGACACACUCUCGUUUCCAAAUUGUAACAGCUGAAAUUCCCCAGUUUCCAGAAGCCUCGUCCGAGAGAUAUAAAAACCUCAACUGUGUUUAACAUCUGCCCCCUUCCAACACACACACACACACACACACAACCUCACUUAUACAUACAAAUUACAAGCACAGACACACAGCAACACUAAACAAACCAUUGUUUUAUCUCUUUUUUCUUGACAAAAAUUCGUUGUUUUAAUUCUCUGAUAAGUACUCUCUUGUUGGUUUAAGCUUAAUUUGUGUUGGGUUGUGUUAAAUUUAAAGUUCGAAUUUUUAAGUUAGAAAUUGAGGGUUGAAAAGAGAGAUGGAGAGGAUUGAGAAGAAGAAAGUAGCAGUGCCAUUGGUUUGCCAUGGGCAUUCUCGACCAGUUGUUGAUUUGUUUUAUAGUCCAGUCACUAAAGAUGGCUACUUUCUUAUCAGUGCCAGCAAGGAUUCCAAGCCAAUGCUCAGAAAUGGGGAAGCUGGGGACUGGAUUGGAACGUUCGAAGGGCAUAAAGGUGCAGUUUGGAGUUGCUGCUUGGACACAAAUGCUUUGCGUGCAGCGUCUGGUUCCGCUGACUUCACAGCAAAAAUUUGGGAUGCAUUAACUGGAGAGGUAAUUCGCUCUUUUGAGCACAAGCACAUUGUUCGUGCCUGCGCUUUUUCGGAGGAUACUCAGUUUCUACUUACUGGAGGAGUUGAAAAGCUUCUUCGUAUUUAUGACUUGAAUCGCCCUGAUGCACCUCCUAGAGAAUUGGACAAGUCUCCUGGAUCUGUCAGAACUGCUACUUGGCUUCACAGUGAUCAAACAAUAUUAAGCUCUUGUACUGAUAUGGGAGGAGUCAGGUUGUGGGACAUAAGAACUGGGAAUAUAGUUCGUACUCUGGAGACUAAAUCUCCCGUGACUAGUACUGAAGUAAGCCAAGAUGGUCGUUAUAUAACAACAGCUGAUGGAUUCAGUGUCAAGUUUUGGGAUUCGAAUUAUUUUGGAUUGGUCAGGAAUUAUAACAUGCCGUGUACCAUUGAAUCUGCUUCAUUGGAACCCAAGUACGGAGCCAAGUUUGUCGCUGGUGGAGAGGACAUGUGGAUUCAUAUAUUUGAUUUUUACACUGGUGAAGAAAUUGCAUGUAACAAGGGUCACCAUGGGCCAGUUCACUGUGUCAGAUUUUCACCAGAAGGAGAUUCGUAUGCCUCUGGAUCCGAGGAUGGAACUAUCAGAAUAUGGCAAACAGGAUCGUUAACUCGCGAAGAAAACGAUGUAGUCAAAACAAAUAGCUCAACGGGGAAGGUGAGGGCUACAGUAGAAGCGAUUCGCCGCAAGGUUGAGGGAUUUAAAAUUUCAGAUGAAGGAAAAACUAAAGAUGAGGAAGUCAUAGGGAAAAACAAAGAUAAGGAAGUCAUAGGGAAAAACAAAGAUAAGGAAGUAGCUUAAGUAGUUUGCUUUUCUUGUGAAGUUUACUGGAACAGAGUUCAGUUUCCUUUUUAUCUUUUAGAUUUAUGGGGAUGCUUGACCAUGAUGUUGUGUUCUCGGGGCACUGGGUACCGUAGAUCCAUCAUUUAGAUUUGUCAUUUCAUCUCUUUCUCUGGAUAUAAUCAUAUAAGUGUCAUCUUUCUUGAACUAAUAUAUAUCAACAUGAAUUAGGAAAUUUUGGGUGA